CAUCGCGGCCAUCAUGGCGCGCGACUCGAGGCAACAGCAACACCAACAACAACCCCAACAACUCUCGCCCCAUCACUCACAAACCUCGCCGUCUCAGCAGCAGCAGCAGCAGCAGCAACAACAGCAGCAACAACAGCAACAACAAUCCCAUCAUCAUCGUCAGUUACAGCAACAGGCCGUCGGCGGUGGAAAAUUGCAGAGAGGGAACCGAGCGUUUCUGGCGUGGUCCGUGGUGGCGCUGCAGCUCCUCCCACGCCGAUCCAGGAGGCGAUCCUGGCGGAAGACGAUCCGGAAACGGACGACGCCGGAAGUAGCAGCGGCAAAGUAGCUUCCCCCGUCAAUCCUCUCCUCCAGGAACGGUCCAACUGCGAAGAGCUCAGACACGUGGCGUGUCAUCUCGAGACGAAAGACUUGUGGGACAAAUUUAACGAGUUGGGCACCGAGAUGAUCAUCACGAAAACUGGCAGAAGGAUGUUCCCGACCUGCAGAGUGUCGUUCAACGGAUUGAAGCCGGACAGUCGAUACGCGGUGUUGAUGGACAUCGUCCCCGUGGAUAACAAGAGGUAUCGAUACGCGUAUCACCGAAGCUCCUGGCUGGUAGCGGGUAAGGCCGAUCCACCGGCACCGGCCCGCCUCUACGUUCAUCCCGAUUCCCCGUUCACGGGGGAACAGCUUCGAAAACAGGUGGUCUCGUUCGAGAAGGUCAAGUUGACCAACAACGACAUGGACAGGCACGGGCACUUGGUGUUGAACUCGAUGCACAAGUAUCAGCCGAGGAUCCACCUGGUGAAACGACCGGACUCGGGCACGGCCAAACCUAUAACGGACCUCGAGAAGGAACCUCACAAGACCUUCAUAUUCCCAGAGGCGAUAUUCACCGCUGUCACCGCCUAUCAGAAUCAACUCGUAAGCGUCUCUUCUUCUCUUCUUUUUUCUUCAUUCUCUUCUUUCGUUAUUCCCCCGAUAAUUUCCAACGCGCAACGUUCCUUUGGAUUCCUCCUUCAUCUCCUCCUCCUCCUCCUCCUCCUCCUCCUCCUCGGUGGAGGAGCGCACGCGCGCGCAAUCGUAUUUUACGAUAGUCGUUUAGCAGCGACCGCCCGGUGUGUGGUCUCGGUACUCGCGCGGUCGUUCGCAUUCCACGGGCGUCGCGAUGCCCCGACAUUUUCCACUUUGGUGUCUCCGUUUCGAAAAAGGCAAAAAAAAGGAAGGGAGAAAGAGAGAGAGAGAGAGAGAGAAUCGUUUCAACGAUGAUGAGGUGCGAAGAGAUGGUCCGUGGCAAUUAUCUCUUUGUCCUCUCGUCGCGAUAGAAAAUAAUAAUACGAGGCGACGACGAUGGUGGUGUGGUGACGGUAGUGGUGGUAGUGGUGGUGGUGGUCGAUCGUCGAAGCGAGAGGUGAAAUUCAUUCGUCCCGGUUGGCGAGCGGUCGGUAGCGGUUCGUCGUUGUCGCGUUGUCCUCUCUUUCUCUCUCUCUCUCUCUCUCUGUCUUUCGUCUUAUUCUUCGCUCGCGUCUCUCAGCGGUGGGGUAGCAGCAGGCUCGUUUAGCAGGGACCAAAGUUUUUUUCCCCCUACCAAGCCACUUCCCGUGUACGGAACGGGACGAAGACGACGACGACGACGACGUAUCAUCGUUGCGGACGGUUUUUGUCCUCUCGCCGGCUCCCCCUCCUCCCUUCGCCUCGUACCAUCGUAACGACCUCCUAACACCGUCUCGAUUCCUCUUUCUCGCUCGCACGCGUCAUA
Apis dorsata (giant honeybee) is the source of this 1741-nucleotide messenger RNA. Its product is annotated as T-box transcription factor TBX20-like. Gene Ontology annotation, cellular component: nucleus. The transcript is spliced from 4 exons. Gene Ontology annotation, molecular function: DNA-binding transcription factor activity, RNA polymerase II-specific; RNA polymerase II cis-regulatory region sequence-specific DNA binding. Gene Ontology annotation, biological process: cell fate specification; heart development; positive regulation of DNA-templated transcription. The record is from RefSeq and is a predicted model, not a curated record. The coding region runs from base 445 to 1251 and encodes 268 amino acids. NCBI's taxonomy places the organism in Eukaryota, Metazoa, Arthropoda, Insecta, Hymenoptera, Apidae.